Messenger RNA from Raphanus sativus (radish), 758 nucleotides. RefSeq lists its product as uncharacterized. NCBI's taxonomy places the organism in Eukaryota, Viridiplantae, Streptophyta, Magnoliopsida, Brassicales, Brassicaceae. The record is from RefSeq and is a predicted model, not a curated record. Bases 78 to 476 code for a protein of 132 amino acids. The transcript has 2 exons.
UGGAUGUAAUCUUCCUUUAGCUUUUUUUUUCCUCAUCAACUAUUAUUUUUUACCUAUGCUCCGGCUUUUACAACAACAUGGGUUGUGUUGUUUCAAGGCCUGAGACAAAUGAAGGAGGAGACUAUAAACUUAUAACUCGCCGAGGAUCGAUCGGUAAAGAUAGUGAAAUUUCUGAGAGCAUCAUAUUAGAUCCAGAAUUGUCUACACAUAGCAAAAGGUCCAAAACCGGUGGUGAAAAGGCAUGUAAGGAGGAGGAAGACGAACGUCAAAAUGCACAAGAAGAGAAAGGAGACGAGCAAAAACUUUCACCAUCUCCUAGUUUUCGUAUUUAUUGUGUUUUCCCACGUGAUCCUAAUGAUGGCAACGUCGUUGAUGAUCUGCCACGGAACAAGAACAUAUCAGAAGAAAACAAGGUGGUAUCUACCAAAGAAAAAGCACACACAAAAUUUGCAUGUCUAAAAGGUUGCGUUAAGUAACUGCAGAGCGGAAAAAAUGUCUUAGAUCUUCAAUGUUUAUAAAAACCAGUUUGAAAAUCAGAAACACUAUAACAUGUACUCGGUUAGAAACUUCACAUGCAUGCAGUAUUUUCUUUUUGUGUUUGGAUAUAUGAAAUAGCUGUACUAUAUAUGUAAUCAGAGCUCGCCCUAAGGGCAAAUAAGCCAAGGAUGUGCUUGUGGCCUUCCAUAUACACAUAAUAUUUAGCCAUUUUUCAAAUUAUCCUUUAGAAGAGUUGAUUAUGCAUAGGGAAUAUGACACGG